Molecule: messenger RNA, 2741 nt
Organism: Glycine soja
Lineage: Eukaryota; Viridiplantae; Streptophyta; Magnoliopsida; Fabales; Fabaceae
Product: leucine-rich repeat extensin-like protein 4
Exons: 1
Coding region: 190-2226 (678 amino acids)
Molecular function (GO): protein binding
Source: RefSeq, a predicted model, not a curated record
GUCUACCAAUUUAAACCCAGCACAGCAUGGUACCAAUAAACUCUUUUGCUUAUUUACUUUUUAAAAUAAAAGGUUUUAAUUUUAAUUUUUUUAAACAAACUUGCCUAAACGAGACGAGAGAGAGAAUCUGGUGGGCUUUGAUGAAUUAUUUCUCUCUGGCAUCAUAGUCUCUUUCUAUCGAAGAAGAAGAUGAUGAUGGUGAUGAAGAAGGAAGCAACAUACUCCUCCAUUCUCACACUCCUCAUUGCCACACUCUCCCUAGCCCUCUCCGACGAGUUCGGCGACAGAGGAGAGAAUGUCACCGUUGACCCUUCUCUUGUCUUCCAAAAUGACCGUCUCAGAAACGCUUAUAUAGCCUUGCAAGCUUGGAAGCAAGCCAUUUUGUCUGAUCCCCGCAACCAGACAACCGAUUGGGUUGGAUCCCAAGUGUGCAGCUACACCGGAGUGUACUGUGCUCCCGCGCUGGACAACCCCAAUAUCCGUACCGUAGCCGGCAUUGAUCUCAACCAUGGUGACAUUGCCGGUUAUUUACCCCAAGAGCUCGGUUUGCUGGUGGAUCUUGCACUCUUCCACAUCAACUCAAAUAGAUUCUGCGGCACCGUGCCGCACAAGUUCGAUAGGUUGAAACUGCUCUACGAACUGGAUCUCAGUAACAACAGGUUCGCAGGAAAGUUCCCUGAGGUGGUUCUGCGUCUUCCGUCACUCAAGUUCUUGGAUCUCAGGUUCAACGAAUUCGAAGGUACGGUGCCGAGAGAGUUGUUCGAUAAGGACCUGGACGCCAUUUUCAUCAACGACAACCGUUUCGUCUUUGAUCUUCCGGACAACUUGGGCAACUCGCCGGUCUCCGUCAUCGUCCUCGCCAACAACAGAUUCCACGGCUGCAUUCCGGCCAGCUUGGGGAACAUGUCUAACUUGAACGAAAUCAUCUUGAUGAACAAUGCAUUCCGAUCGUGCUUGCCUUCGGAGAUUGGGCUUCUGAAGAACCUGACGGUGUUCGACGUCAGCUUUAAUCAACUUCUUGGUCCCUUACCGAACGCCGUUGGAAACGCCGUCAGCUUGGAGCAGCUCAAUGUGGCGCAUAACUUACUCUCAGGUCAAAUUCCAGCCAGCAUUUGUAUGCUGCCUCACCUUCAGAACUUCACUUAUUCCUUUAACUUCUUCACUAGUGAGCCUCCCGCAUGUCUCGCAUUGCCAGCGUUUGACGACAGGCUCAACUGCUUACCGGCAAGGCCGGCGCAGAGGCCUCCGCCGCAAUGUAAGUCGUUCUUCUCUAAACCUGUGGACUGUAACUCCUUUAAGUGUAAACCAUUUGUUCCUUCACCUACACCUUCACCUGCAACACCGGUAACACCUUCACCUCCAUCACCUUCUACACCUUCACCUACUACCCCUGUAACUCCUUCACCUACGACACCUGUAACACCUUCACCUCCUUCCCCUUCAACACCUUCACCGUUUCCUUCACCUACGACACCUGUAACGCCUUCACCUCCUUCGCCAUUUCCUUCACCUACGCCACCUGUAACACCUUCACCUCCUUCCCCUUCAACACCUUCACCGUUUCCUUCACCUACGACACCUGUAACGCCUUCACCUCCUUCACCUACAACACCUUCACCAUUUCCUUCACCUACGACACCUGUAACACCUUCACCUCCUUCGCCAUUUCCUUCACCUACGCCACCUGUAACUCCUUCACCAGUACCUUCACCUCCAUCACCUACAACAGUACCACCUGUUCAUAGUCCUUCUCCAGGGUAUUUGCCACCGCCGCCACAUUCUUCCCCUAUACCACCUGUGUACCCUCCACAACAUUCUCCACCUUCACAUACUCCAAAGCCACCUCCAUCAAAUUCACCAUCGCCCCCUUCUCCCCCCCAUCACUCACCCGCACAACCUGUUUAUCCUUAUUUAUCACCUCCACCACCACCUUCACCGCCUUGUAUAGAACUUCCUCCACCCCCUCCCCAAUCUACACCUUCUCCCACACCUUACCUCCCACCACCAUCUCCUUCUCCUCCUCCGCCACCAGUGUAUGUUUCUCCACCACCACCACCACCAGUUCAAUACAGUUCGCCGCCCCCACCGGUAUACCAUUCACCGCCUCCGUGCGAAACUCCACCUUCAGUUUCUCCGCCCCCACCACCCGCCCCUGUAUAUGAAGGGCCAUUGCCACCUAUCGUUGGACUCCCGUACGCGUCGCCCCCACCACCACCCUUUUAUUGAUUCUUUUGACCAACAAUACUCAUCACUCACGCUUGUAUUAUUAAUUGCGGCCCUUUCUUCACUAAUACUCUCCAAUGGAAGGAACGUUAUGCGACUCUCUUUCGUCGCUUAUUAUGAAUUACUAGAACAAGAGAACGUACGACAAGGUUUUGUUCUUUAUUUUAUCGUCAAGAAGGUUGAAGAAAAGCGAGGGUAAGAGGAGAAAGAUAGUCUCUCUCCAUACAUAUUGAUUUCAAAUGUUAUCAAUAAAUAAAAAUGGAUGACAGAAAAAGAGUAGGUUGCAGAGAAGAGAAAAUUGUAUGUAUAGGGAUGAAUCCGAGAGCUUAUGUUAUUAUGGCUGCAAAGGCAGUGGCAGUAGCAGUUCCACUUUCUGCCGCAGCGGCUGCUGGUUAUUUUUAUUGUUAUUGUCUCUCCUCUUAUAUCAUACUACUAUUUUAUUUUUUUAUAUGUAUAAAUUUUGUUUCUUUUGCCUUUCAAUUCAGUAGUAUAUUUAAUUAGCAUUUCGCUUGAUUUGA